ACAUAUUUUAUUGCUAGACGCUACACGUCGUAUUGGUAAUAAAUGAAAUCAUGAACUAAAAUGUUUGUGGUCCUAUCAUUAAGAAUACAAUCUGUUUGGAAUCGUAAUUACAGUUCUCACCGAAAAAAAAAAAACCCGUUACGUCAUCAGCUCGAAUCAGCAUAUUCACCCCGAUAUAAUUUUGAGGCGACAACAUUAUCUCAUCACAUAACAAUAUUUUUUCUGCGUUAUCUAAGCGGAUGAGGUGAUCGACAGAUCACUAUUAACCGCGCUCGUACGUGUGUGUUUUCUUUACCAGAGAGAGGGCAAACGCAUUCCAGGUCGUGCAGUCUUUUGCCUGCGUACUCCUCUAACAAGUCAAGUUCAACUUUGCCACGUCAAGUUAACCUUCAUCUUGCACACGUGUGUCUUAUUGGCUUACUACAACCAAAGCUUUCUUUUCACUUGGCGUCCUAGGCUAACAUAUUUCUAAUUUCAAUUACAUUUAAAGUCUUUUUGUCCAAUGACAUCGAGAGGUUUGCCUUGGUGUACAUUUCUUUUUAGUCUUUCAGGUCUUUGUAGUGUGGUCUGUGUUUACAUAGCGAUACGGAACUCUCAUUGUUUGCUGCGUCAUUCAAAGAGGAACUUACUAGUAUAUCACGCUGAACCCGGGUAGUUGGGCUGGAAAUCGCCGAUAACCAGACACAAAAUGCCAUCGGACUUCAAGACGACUCGGUUUCCCCAUUCUCGAAACGAGUUACUGAUCGAGCUCUUGCGGAAAAAGCCUGGCAGUGAGGAUGAUUCCGUUGCGAAAAAUAGCGGUGAAUCCAAGAAGAAACUAAACAGCUCAACAAGAACGGACAAUUCUGCAGUUGAAGUCAGCUCUAUGUCAUCUACACCAAACAUUUCGUCUUCCCCGAGGACGGCCAUAUCCUCUAACAGCAAAACGCUAACGUUAACUGAGUGUGGCAAGGCCGAUCUCGUCCUCACACCAGCCCAGAAGCAGCUACACCAGCAGUUGCUUCAGAAACAUCGCUAUUUGCGAGAGAUUAUGUCGAAACAACAAGAGCAAUUUGAACUGGUCGCCAAACAAUUACAAUGGGUACAGAAGAACAGCAAAAGUGACUUAGACACGCCUCCGGAAGGUGCAAAGGGAUCGACCACAUUAUUUCCAAGUACCGGCACAGAUCACCAAGGCUGUCAAUCCAAAUGCACUGAAUUGCAAAGUUUGAAGCCACCAGAGGAAACGACAACCGAGGAACCGACGCCAGUUUUACCAAGCGUUAAUACUGACAACCAGUUUUCUACGUCCACUUGCUCCGAUCAGCCGAAAGUGCCACAGCCCUUUCAAGAGCUGACAAUAGCAACAGGUGCUAGGCAGAGGGAUGGCGAUAACGACCUUCCUUCACAGAAACGAUUCAGAAGUGAACAACAACAACAGCAACAACAACAACAUCAGCAGCAACAACAACAACACCAUCAACAACAGCAGCAGCAACAAAAACAACCGCAACAGCAGCAACAACAGCAGACACACAGGGAGCAUCAACAGGAUUCUCCACUGAAAUAUUGGAGUGAUCCAGGUCCUCAGCUGUUGGAGAACAACACUGUGCCACCAUCACAGGCGGGCUUCAGAAAUGCUCAACAACAGCAACAACAGGAUUCUCAACUGACACAGCCAUUGCCGCUUUCUUGUCAACCCAGAAGAACAUCAUCAACCGGCCUGGCAAGCACUGGUGCAUCCAGUCCCAUGCAUUUGACAUUACCAACACCCAGUUUUGAACCUAGUAUGGCUGCUUCAAUAAGUUCAGCCACACAAGAUCUGCGUCUGGCAAAUGAAAUUUUACGUCUUCAACUACUGCAACAGCAACUGUUGAAUCAAAUACAAUGCCAACAACAACAACAGACCAACUCAUUCGCCAACUUUCCUUCCAUGUCUUUUACACAAGCUCUAUUGGACGAUCAGGUGCCAAUGGCAACAUGUGAUAUGCCAUCUAGCGCAACUGACCAAAUUCAGGACUUAUGUGGCUUUGGUUUCAUGGACCACGUUUUCGGCAACGACUUAAGCGAGUUGGACUGUGUGCAGCAUGCCGCCGAGUUUGGUGGAGGCUACAGUUCUUCUACUAGCAAUAUGUACUGCCAGGACGGAGGAUUGAAUAACGCAAAAUAAUUGCCCAAUUGUCAACGAGAACAGCACAUACCGACCUGCAAAACAGUUAAUUUUUGGAGUAUGCAAUAUUUUUACAUUAAGUUUUUGAUUCGAUGAAUUUAAAGAUCCUUAUAGGAUAAACGUUUAAAGCGUCUGGCCAAACGUGUCCCAAUAUUGAACUGCUAUGUGCCUUGAAUCUUACAAAUGUCGCGUUUUUGACGACAAAUGUAACAAGCUUUUUCGAAACAUGAAUGAUGACCUUGCUUGCUCAAAAAUAGAAGCAUUAAAUUAUAUUCAUUGACAAGUAAAACAACAGAAGAAAGAGUUUUCAUUAGAUAUUUUUUCAAAUAAAAAAUACAUUUAUCUUCUACUAAACGAUUCUUUCAGCAGACCUUAGAAGAACCGAGUUUUCAUUGGAUAUUUUUUCAAGUAAAAAAUUCAUUCAUCUUCUACUAAACACUUCUUUCAGCAGACCUUAGACAAAACUCAUUUUUGCCAUCUCAUCUCAAUCAACUCUCUUCAAAUGAUGAAAACUGAAAACUUCCAAUAACCUUCAGCAUU
Molecule: messenger RNA, 2689 nt
Organism: Lingula anatina
Lineage: Eukaryota; Metazoa; Brachiopoda; Lingulata; Lingulida; Lingulidae
Source: RefSeq, a predicted model, not a curated record